UUGGCGGCAUUGCGCGGCUGCCACACAGCCAAAACCAUAUAAACAAUUUUUUACAUUUCAAUUUGCACUUUUGAAAGUCGGAAAAUCGAUCUGUGAGCUAACGUAAAAUGCAAAGCAACGCUGGGAGCAGCUAGAACAGCAACCGAGUAUAGUUAACUUCAUUGAAAUCAGGCUAGCAGGGAGUUCCGACCACAAAAAGUAUAUCCGCAGACCGAUCGGCAAAACGUGUGAUAAUAAAACCACUAAAUAUUGAAAAAAAAGAAUGCAACAGUAUUCCGGUUUUAUGUGCUGAAGAAUCCGUGAUUUGUAACCGGCUUACUUAUCGGUGUCACUGUUUCGGAGCUCCAUUUUCCGGUGAUGAAGCCCACCCAAACCGGAGGAAGUAGCUCCAAAAUGACCGAGCCCAUUGAGUAUGUGACCCUGAUUAGCGACGAUUCCGAUGGAGAGCCCUCGCCAAAGAGGAAUGCUCCUCCGCCGCCUCCGCCAGUUGCCCCGAAUCCUGCCCAGAAACAGAAACAGCCGGACGAGGACUCAAAUGAUGCGCCCGCCACCAGCGAUGAACGGCGCACCAGUAGACGGAAUCGACCCAAAGUGGACUAUAGCAACAGGCCAAGUGGAAGUGUAGAAGCCACCUCCAAUGAUAAGUCAGGAUCGGGAUCCCUGGGAUCAAACAACCAGCAGACGGAGCGACGUAGCCAAAGCCAAAAUCAAGCCCGGAAAUCGGAGGCUAAUGCCACUUCCGUUUCCGGUCCCAGUGCCGGAAAUCCAAGACCCUCGCAGAACGGAGAUUCUAAGGAUGUGGGGACGCCCACCGUUUUGUCCGGCCAAGAGGGUGCCGUCUUUCAGUCCCGCCUGCCCUUCAACAAGAUGACGCCCAACGAGGAGGCCUGCUUCCCGGACAUCAGUCGGUCGGGCAUUCUGGGUCAUCGCGUGUUCCUCAAUAUCCGCAACAGCCUGCUACACAUGUGGGUGGAUAAUCCGAAACUCCAGCUGAGCUUCGAGAACGCCCUGAAGAACCUGCCGCCGCCCUUUGACAGCGAACCCAGUUUGGUGAGGCGGGUGCACUCGUUCCUGGAGCGCCAUGGCUUCAUCAACUUUGGCAUCUUCAAGCGACUGCGACCCAUACCCACCAAAAAGCUCGGUAAAGUCAUUGUAAUCGGGGCAGGAAUCUCCGGCUUGGCUGUGGCCCACCAGUUGCAGCAGUUCGGCAUGGAUGUAAUCGUCUUGGAGGCGCGGGAUCGAGUAGGCGGACGCAUAGCCACCUUCCGAAAGAACAGCUACAUCGCGGAUCUGGGAGCCAUGGUGGUGACCGGCGUCUACGGUAAUCCAAUGACCAUCCUGAGCAAGCAGAUUGGCAUGGAUCUGGUGCCCAUUCAGCAGACAUGUCCACUCUACGGCCCAGAUGGCAAACCCGUACCCAAGGAGAAGGAUGAUGUGAUAGAAAGAGAAUUUAACCGGCUACUGGAGUCGGCGAGCUACCUGUCCCACCGCCUUGACUUUAACUACGCCGGCAAUUGUCCGGUUUCGCUGGGCGAUGCACUCGAGUGGAUUAUCAGUAUGCAGGAGAUGCAGGUCAUGCACAAGCGAGCGCAGCACAUGCAGGAGAUCAUAGCCGCCCAAACAAAGAUCAUCGAGCACCGGCGUCGCCUGAAGACCAUCAAACAGACCAUCGCUACGCUAAGGAGUGAGCACCACGCUAUGGUUAAGCAGCGAAAACCCAAGGGCGUGGAGAGCGAUCAGAAUUACGGACGGCAGGAGUUCUCCAUACGAAACAUCCAACUCAAGAUGGAGGAAACUAUGAAGGUGUUCAACGAGCUUCAUGCAGAGGAUAAGCAGAUGGAAGCCAAGCUUCACGAACUGGAGCAAAACCGACCUAGCGAUGUGUACCUCUCUUCCCGCGACCGCCUUAUUCUGGACUGGCACUUUGCCAAUCUGGAGUUCGCCAACGCCACCCGACUGAACAACCUGUCCCUAAAGCACUGGGACCAGGACGAUGACUUCGAGUUUAUUGGCCACCACACCACCGUGCGGAAUGGUUAUUCAUGUGUGCCUGUAGCUCUCACUGAAAACCUAGACAUUCGCGUCAAUAGCGCCGUCAAGGAGAUAAAGUACGGCACCAACGGCGUAGAAGUAGUGGCCGAAAACUUGAAGACCUCCAAUUCCCAGAUGACGUACAAAGCGGACCUGGCCGUCUGCACACUGACCCUGGGCGUUCUGAAAGUGGCAGUGGCUCACGAGGAGUCGCAGCAAAGCAACACGGUCAAGUUUGAUCCGCCGUUACCGGACUGGAAGCAGCAGGCCAUUAGAAGACUUGGGUUCGGGAAUCUCAACAAGGUUGUGCUCUGCUUCGACCGCAUAUUUUGGGAUCCCAACGCGAAUCUCUUCGGACACGUGGGCAGCACAACAUCCAGUAGAGGAGAAAUGUUUCUGUUUUGGAGCAUUAGCUCAUCUCCGGUGCUGCUUGCCCUGGUCGCCGGAAUGGCAGCCAAUAUUGUAGAGAGCGUCACCGACGACAUCAUAAUAGGGCGCUGCAUGUCAGUGCUCAAAAACAUUUUCGGGAACACCUCCGUUCCACAGCCCAAGGAGACGGUGGUCACGCGCUGGCGCAGCGAUCCCUGGGCACGUGGCUCCUACAGCUACGUCUCCGUGGGUUCUUCGGGCAGUGACUAUGAUCUGCUGGCGGCGCCGGUUAUUCCGCCGUCCAGUAAGGAUGCGGAAGGUUUGCCACGCCUCUUUUUCGCCGGCGAGCAUACGAUACGGAAUUAUCCGGCCACCGUGCAUGGAGCCUAUUUGAGUGGAUUGCGCGAGGCUGGUCGCAUUGCGGACUACUAUCUGGGCUAUCCGGAAGGCACUCCGCCGGACAUCGGUUACUCGGUGGCUGAGGCGGCCAAUCUGGUGUCCGUGGGGAAUGUUGUGAAGCUGCGCGACCUGUCGCCCAAUCUUUCCGACUCCCCUUCGUCAAAGAAGUCCGAGGAGAACUCAAAUUCAAACACUGCCGACUCCGCGGAGCUACAGUAACUAUGUAUUUAGCUUGAUGGACUUGAGCCCCUUUCCCCUAAAGCGUUUAGUUUUUGUAUAAUACAACUGGGGCUCUCUGUUUAGAACUAUGCUAGAUCUAUGUAAAUACCUAAGACUAUUCCACUAAACGUGGACUUCUUUAGUUACCAUUCAACAUAUUAUUUUAUUACCUUUAUUUUAAGAGAAAAAUAUGGAAUAACACCGAACAUAGCAAAACUUUCUCAGUGUUUUUUUUUCAGUUCCAAGCUCCCUUUGGGCGUUAUUAAUUGAGCAACGAAUGCAAUUAUCUAUCAUAACUGGUUCAACUUGUUUUGAUAGAUGAGUCUGCUACCCGUCUAAUUGCGAGUGUUUCUUUUCAAUAAUUGAAUAACCAGUUAAUACGUUUAAAAUCAAUCUUUCAUAAUUUAAAUUAUAGAAUACAUUUUGUAAUUGUAAUUGGCAAGCGUAUUAUAAAUAGUUAUAGUAAUAAUGUAUUAGAAGAACUAUUUAUUUGUAGGGGCCAAAAUACCCACUUACUUAUCCUUACUUUAUUAUUUCAACCUAAUACAUUUCUUUAUUAGUCAGAUUUUAUUUAACUUCAUUAAAUUCCUUUUUAUACUUAAAAAACCUCACAUUUUUGGUCCCCGAUUAUAGACCUACUUCUUAGCAAAACUUUCGUGAAGUAAGUGGACCUUUUUAUAACUGCUAGAUUUAAGGAAUGGCAUUUAAUUACUCUUUUAAAUUUUUUCCGAAACUGUAAAAUUAGAUAAGCCUCCUAAGGAGAAAGUGUGUUUCGACACAAGCAACUAUUUUAUUGUUAUUAAAGAAAAUAUAUAA
Messenger RNA from Drosophila suzukii, 3834 nucleotides. RefSeq names its product lysine-specific histone demethylase Su(var)3-3 (gene Su(var)3-3). Gene Ontology annotation, cellular component: nucleus. Gene Ontology annotation, biological process: negative regulation of transcription by RNA polymerase II; positive regulation of transcription by RNA polymerase II. The record is from RefSeq and is a predicted model, not a curated record. Lineage: Eukaryota; Metazoa; Arthropoda; Insecta; Diptera; Drosophilidae. Gene Ontology annotation, molecular function: oxidoreductase activity; chromatin binding; transcription factor binding.